GAUGGGUUGAGACUUGAGAGGCCAACAGGCUACAACUUAACAAGCCUCCAUUUUUCAACAACUAUUCUUCUUUCUUUUAACUGCAGGCAGAAAAGAGGGAGAUAGAGAGAGAUGAGAGGAGAGAAACAGAUAGAAAUGCGUGAAACCUCAGAAUAAAAUUAGAAAAAAUAUAUUAAUCCAACUUGAUUAUCAAUUUUUAUUUUUAGCCCAGAUUAUUUGUAUGAUUCUUGAGCUUUAUCUGACUGAAUUAGAGAAAAUCUAUACAAGUUCAGAAGCUUCACUGAGCUGGCUUUGAUAUUGGGGAAGGAUUCAUGGAUGCCUCCUUAAUUUUGGUAUGCGGGUUCGCUGGCAGUUUGAAUUCUGCUGCAUACUCUAAUUAAUUUCCACCUUUGUGAUCAAUUUAGCCGUGCAAUUGCUUGAGGGGGCUGCCGUAAGAAUGGGAAUGUGUAUUCUGGUGCAGUAGUGUUAUUUGCUGAAAUGUAAAUGAACUCUGGUUUGUGUUCUAUGAAUUCUGAGGUGAUUCUUUUAAGUGUGUUGUUGCUGGCAUUGUGAAGUUGGAAUUACUUGCGUCUAUCGUGAAUAAGAUAGUAAUUUGUUGGGGAUCGAUUAGGUUCAAUUGGGUAGGUUGAGUGAACAGGAAAAGACCUUAGGGAACGUGGUGAAAAGGGUUUCUUGUUUCAGGAAUGGGAUUGCCUCAAGUGUCUUCCAGCAAAAUUGCUGAGGAGGUGACUGUAUCAUUACGCACAUUGGCACAAACUCCACCUCGAUUAACGGGUGCGAGCUAUGAUAUGAAUGAAUUGCACAUUGGUCGUCCAAGCAAUCAUAUGCUCGGGGAUCUCUCUUGCACUUUGUCAAGGGAGGUUUCAAACAAUGCUGAUGUCGGCAGUGCACAUAAAGAUGGCAUGGCCAACACGCAUAGAUUAAGAGUUGGUACAGUAGAAACUAGAUUUUUGCCAUUUAAUGGUGGAAGGAUUGCUCAGACUCCUGCUUCAAGGAUUGUGGGAUUCGAUUCAACUGGAUCAAAUACUACUCAUCCUAAUGUUGGUGUUUUUGAAGGACAUAAAUCUGCUGUUCCUUUUUCAACCAGUGUCAUUGGUACCACUGAGGCAACUGGUUCUCUGGUUCGGAAACAGUUGUUUUCUCCUUUGAAUGGCUUGCUUUUACCAGAUGAAUUUAAUGAUAGGUGCAUAGACCCUGGAAGGGACAUUAACAGGAUGGAUUCUCUGUUGUAUGGUGAAAAUUAUGGGAUCAACUUGCAAGAACAUAAAAUAAGUAAUGUAAGCAACUCCAAUCAUGGCCAUACCUUGUUUUCAUCCAAAUCUAAGUUUCUUGAAUUCAUUCAUACUCACAAUCAACAUAGUGGGACAAACUCUAGCAUCAUUACAGAUGGCCCUCUGUUUGAAGAUGCGAAAGGUCAUCCUGAAAUAUUUUAUUCAUCUUCCCCUGGAGUAAGUUCUUAUGGAAAAUUGCCUAAAUUAAGGUCUCAAAAUGGGGCGAUAGACAUAGUGCAGGAAAAAGUUGUGUCACCAUCAUUGUCUCUGUCACCUCUUGGACCCAAGUCUUCUAGAAGAAUGAGAACUUUGGAAGAGUAUGAGGAAAUGUUGGAACUUGAUGAAAAUUGUUUAACCUUGAAGGAUAUACGACAGUCACUUGAAGGAACUAUCUGUGCCAUACCAUCUUCUCAAACAGAAAAGGAUUCUAAAAUGGCAUGUGAAACAUUUGAAGAUAUUGAUGUUUUUCAAAUGAACUUAGAGCAAUUCACUCCUGAAAGUAUAACUGCUACUAGAGGUAACUUGGGAUGUGACUCAGCAUUUACAAACCAAUGUGCCAAAUUAGGUAGGAAUCUCAGUGGAUUGUCUGUUAAAAGAUCCUUGGUUGGUUCAUUUGAGGAAUCACUGUUAUCUGGUCGUUUAGCAUCUGGGAUUCCGUCCCAGAAAUUUGAUGGUUUCCUUGCGGUUCUUAAUAUUACUGGAGGAAGCUUCUCACCCCACCCACAGAAACUUCCAUUUUCUGCGACAAGUGUGGAUGGUGAUAACUACUUACUUUAUUAUUCAUCAAUAGAUUUAGGAGGGCAGUCGUCUCCUAAUAAGUACAAAGCCCCAACAAUGAAGAGGAGCUUUAGCAGCAAUGGCUCCCCAACAGAAAGAAGUCGCUUGCGUGUUCCUAUGAAAGGGCGUAUACAACUGGUUUUGAGCAAUCCAGAGAGAACACCCAUUCACACAUUUGUUUGUAAUUACGAUUUAAGUGACAUGCCUGCUGGCACCAAGACAUUUCUACGCCAAAAGGCUACUUUAGCUUUAGACAGAAGGAGAUCUGACUUGAAAAAAGAGGGCAAGUCACCUACAACUGCAAAAAGUGGUGAUUCUUUACAGCAUGAAACAGUGCUUUCUGGUUCGGAUGGAGUUCAUCUGGUAGAAAGAUCAGAUAUUAAAGAACAUAGGGGCAGUAUAGAGUUGGAGAAUGUACCUACUGUACCAUCUAGUGUUACUGAAAGCAAUUACGCAAAUGGCACUUCAAAGGUCAAUGACAGUACUGCAUGUCCUGGUGUUCUCCGUUAUGCUCUACAUGUCAGAUUUCUGUGUCCACACCCAAAGAAAUAUUCCAGAACAUUUCAGAGGUGCAAGUCUGAUACUGCUGCUCUGCCUGUGAGAAACAGAAUGGACAUUGAAGGUGAGAGGCGCUUCUAUCUGUAUAAUGAUUUGAGGGUGGUGUUCCCUCAGCGUCAUUCAGAUUCUGACGAGGGGAAGUUUGGCAUUGCAGUUGCAUGUGGAAUAUCAUUAUCCAUCUGAUCCAAAGUACUUUGACCUUGACAACUAGAAAGUCCUGUUAAGUUACCAACUGAUGUAGCUUUUCUUGUAAAUAUCAGUACAUGUAUCUUCUUGGCCAUUUACAGACAUGGCCAUAGCCCAUGUCACCUGUAAAUCCAUCAGAAUAAAUAGAUCAUUCAGUCUAGUGAAAGAAUUGUAAACAGUGUAGAUAAGCUUUCAUGCUCCUUUGAAAAAGGACUAAAUCAAAGCUAGAAAGUGACACUUCAUCACCUUCUCAUCAUGGUGAAAGUCCUCCUGGCUGAUAUGUUUAGGUGUAUUGCUCAAUUUACUGUGUAGGAAAAAUUUGUACCCAUACCAACAUUGUACACAGAUUCUUUAAUCCUUGCACAUUGCAUUCAAAGCCCUUUUAUUUUGUACGUUUUACCAAA
Coffea eugenioides is the source of this 3196-nucleotide messenger RNA. RefSeq lists its product as uncharacterized. NCBI's taxonomy places the organism in Eukaryota, Viridiplantae, Streptophyta, Magnoliopsida, Gentianales, Rubiaceae. The record is from RefSeq and is a predicted model, not a curated record. The coding region runs from base 684 to 2789 and encodes 701 amino acids. The transcript is spliced from 6 exons.